AUGGCUGUUGCACAUAACCCCGUUGCCUCAACAGCAACAACACAACAGCACCCGUCCGAAUCAGAACGUCAAUCCUCCCACUCGCCCUCCGACUCUGCAGCAACCAUCGGUUCUUCUCCUCUGCAACAACUGCAACAUACCUUCAAUCCUGCCACUGCCAUCACUACCUCGUCUGAGAAGGAGGAGUUAUACCCCCAAGAGAAAGCAACAGGCGGCAACCUGCAGCCUAAUGCAGCUGGAACUGUAACCACUUCAUUAGCCCCUUCCUCCAAAUCCAACUCCGAAUCAGUCUCUGUCCCAAUAGACCUGCAAGAUGCAGCAUCAUCUCCAUCCCCUAUUCCAACACCUGCAACACCUGCAACACCAGCGAAACCCUCAUGGAAGACCAAGGCAUGGGAUAUCUGGAUGAAGAAUUGGUUUCUCCUUGGACUCGUCAUUGUCAUCAUCCUCGCCCGCUAUUUCCCAGGCUGGGGUCGCACCGGGGGCCCGAUCCGGCCCGAAUACUCGGUCAAGUACGGCAUCACCUCCUGUAUCUUCUUGCUCUCGGGUUUGUCCCUCAAGACCCGCGACCUGUUGAUCUCCGCCAUGAAUUACCGUGCCCAUCUUAUGGUCCAAAUCACGUCCUUUAUCAUCAUCCCGCUCAUUGUCAAGGCUAUCACGUCGCUCUUGGGGCUUACAUCCAUGAAUGCGAAGCUUCUGGCUGGUAUGGCUGUCACCUCUGCAACGCCCACGACCAUCUCGUCGAACGUUGUCAUGACCGCCAACUCAAACGGAAGCGAAUCCUUGGCCUUGUUCAAUGCGGCAUUCGGUAACCUGCUCGGAGUCUUUAUCUCGCCCCUCAUCGUCUUGAUCCUCCUCCACUCGACCCCGGAGACCCCCUCGGGCCAACAUGGAAUGGAUUACGCAACCAUCCUCCGGGAUCUGGGCACCACCAUCCUGAUUCCCAUUGUCGUCGGUCAGAUCUAUCUCUACUAUUUUCCCCGCUCGAUUGCCUGGGCCAAAUCCAAGGUGCACUUCCCAACCCUCAACAGCACCUGUCUUUUGAUCCUUGUCUGGACCGUCUUCUGUGAUGCCUUCAACAACAACACCUUCUCGGCGGUCUCUGCGGGCGAGAUUAUUGCGAUCGGUGCUCUACAGGGAGUCAUCUUUUGGGUCAUGACGUUCUUUCUCGCAUUCUUGGCCCGUUCACGUCCCGCUAAACUCAGGAUUCUCAAGAUCAUGGAUCAGCAGCAUCAGGAGUCCCUCCGUCAGGAAGCCCACCUCGAGGACCAAACCGUCUCCAACCUUCAGACCUCUGGAUCCUCCGCCGAUAACGAACACCCCAACGUCACCAGAGGCCUCUCCCUCCCUCGAAACAAGGUCCAGGCGUUCUUUGAACCGAUGUCAAAGGAAGACACGGUCGCCAUUUUGUUCUGUGGAGGCACAAAGUCGGUCGCCAUGGGAAUCCCCAUGAUCAAGAUCUUGUACUCUUCCAACUCCGGAUCGCAAUUGGCCGGUCUUUUGGCUACACCAUUGUUGAUCUACCAUGUCGAGCAGUUGUUUUCGGGCGCUUUUAUGGUUGGUUGGUUGAAGAAGUGGGUUGGUCGUGGCGAGGAGACACUCGAGUCGUUUGAGAAGAAGCCAAAGGGCUCCAAGAUGCAGGAUCAGGAUGAAGAGGUCGUUGGCGCUGAAGAUGGUAGUGUGGAAGUGAAGGGUGAGGGUGUCAACAUCAACGAGACUUCUACCUCCUUGUCGUCCAAGUCUACUGCCCGCCCAUAG
Messenger RNA from Linnemannia hyalina, 1758 nucleotides. The record is from the annotation of a GenBank genome assembly. Lineage: Eukaryota; Fungi; Mortierellomycota; Mortierellomycetes; Mortierellales; Mortierellaceae.